CAACAUAAUCGUAUUGAAAUUUAAAGUUUUAACAUAAACUAUAAAAAGAUUGCGAAAACUACAUACACCAAGGAUCCUUAAACGACUAUGAAAUACACUUGUUCUAUUCAAUUUAAGUUACAUAAUUAAAUCUUAUGUUUUGCUCGUGGAGUUGGUAUCUGUAAGGUAGUUGAGUAGUACUUAAUAUCUAAUAAUUUAUUUAAAAAAUUUAAUUGGUUUGAAUUGAAAGUAUCAUUAUGGACAAUUGUUUUAUUGACAUCACUGUAGAAUUUUUAGCUAUCGCAUUUCACAACAUUUUGUACUAUGGCUCUGUUUAUCCACGAAAUGUUUUUGAUACGAGAAGAAAAUAUAGCGUUAUCGUAUAUCGCUGCAAACAUCCAGAAGUAAAUCAGUAUAUUGAUUUAUGUUUAAAAAGCGUAGAAGAAUGUUUGAAAAGUGGUACAUUGAGACGCCUAGAAUUUGCAGUGACUGAUGAUGAAUAUAUUCCAAUAGCAAAGUUUGUAUUUGAUUUUGAUAAGAAUUCAACGUAUGACGAAAAUUCUGACGCUUAUUUAGUGCAAGCUGAACAAAAUUUACGAGCUUUUUGCCUAAACAUUAACACAUUAAGUAGCAAAUUUCAAAACAACAUUGAAAACAAAAGUUUUACUAUUUUCCUACACACUAACGAGUCAACUGCAGUUUCUAUGGGUAUCAAUCCUGAUUUACAAGAGUUCCCUUAUGUUGAAGUUGAAGAUAAGACUGAAGAUUGUGAAAGAAUCUUACCAUUAAGAAGAUUUGAAUUAAGAGGUUAUAGUAUAGAUACCUAUGUUAAAAUAAAAUAGAAAUGUAAAUUUGGCAUAUUUU
Molecule: messenger RNA, 843 nt
Organism: Papilio machaon (common yellow swallowtail)
Lineage: Eukaryota; Metazoa; Arthropoda; Insecta; Lepidoptera; Papilionidae
Gene: PolZ2
Product: mitotic spindle assembly checkpoint protein MAD2B
Exons: 1
Coding region: 237-821 (194 amino acids)
Cellular component (GO): zeta DNA polymerase complex
Source: RefSeq, a predicted model, not a curated record